AUGGCAAAGGAGCUUAUUAGACCUGCAGUGAAGCGAUUUGCCACUUCUUACUUAACUUUGCAGCGCCUUAAUCAACUAAAAGGAGAAUUGAAGAAUCUUUUUACAUCCUUUAAGUGGAAGUCUAGUAAGUUUGCAAGGACACAUAAAAAAAGAAUUGAAGGCGUGGCUUUAGACAAUCGUAACUUCUGGAUAAAUUUUGUUAGUUGUCUAAGAGCUGCAAUACCUCUUGUUAAAGUACUCCGAUUGGUGGAUUCUGAUGAGAGACCAGCUAUGGUAUUCAUUUAUGAAGCAAUGGAUCGUGCCAAGGAGGAAAUUCAAAAAAACUUCAAUAACAUCAAAAAGUGUAUAGUCCAAGUUUUCCAUUUAGAUACAGAGGUGAAAAUAGGGGUUUAUAAAUGUCUCCAAGGAAUGGUUCCUGAAUCUAAUGAGAGAGUAAAAAUUGAUUGCCAAAUUGAUGCAUUCAAAGUUGCAAGUGGACUUUUUAGCAUAGAAAAUGCAAUAUUGACAAGGAACAAGAAGUCUCCAACUGAUUGGUGGGAUUCAUAUGGUAAUGUGUGCCCUAAAUUAAAGCGGUUUGCAAUUAGAAUAUUGAGUUUAACAUGUAGCUCUUUGGGAUGUGAAAGGAACUGGCGUGCCUUUGAGAUGGUGCAUUCAAAAAGGAGAAAUCGGAAGCAACAAAAGAAACUGAAUGAUUUGGAUGUUUCUUCUGAUGAUGAAUGGAUUACCAAAAAAGAGGAUCCGAUUCUUCCAACAAAAACUAAAUGGUUGAGGGUUCUUGAUGACAAAGUUCAAGAAGGUGAUACCGAUGAAGAUGAAGUGGAAAGGGUGACUAGGACACUUAAGGAAAUUUAUGCAAUUGAUGACAAUGAAGACGUGGAUCCAUUAAAUCUUAUUGCUGGUGCUAAUGAGGAAGAUGGUGAUGAUGAUGCUGAUGGUGAUGAGUUCGAUGAAGACUUUAUGGAUAUGUAA
Cornus florida is the source of this 969-nucleotide messenger RNA. RefSeq lists its product as uncharacterized. The record is from RefSeq and is a predicted model, not a curated record. Lineage: Eukaryota; Viridiplantae; Streptophyta; Magnoliopsida; Cornales; Cornaceae. The transcript has 6 exons. Gene Ontology annotation, molecular function: protein dimerization activity. The coding region runs from base 1 to 969 and encodes 322 amino acids.